GGGGUUGUCAAAGUUCACUUUAAUGCACGAGUGUAUGUCAGAGUUUCUGAUGUUUCUAAAUGAAUACUUAUAUAUUGUGUGUGUGUGUGUGUGUAUGUGUGUGUAUCUGUAAUAGAGAGUGGGUAAAGCUUUAGACACACCCAUAAGUCCAACACCGGUCUGUGUCAGGAGUAUCCAGUUUCACUCGCAGGUCCUGGAACAUCUUUCUCUUUUAGGCUGGAUUUCCCAGUACAUGGUGAAUUUGAUUCGUUAGCUUCAGUCCUGCUCUGCCAAAUCAUCACAACAUGUCGGGUGCCUACGAUGAAUCCGCCAUGUCCGAAGAGACCACGGACAGUUUCUGGGAGGUUGGGAAUUACAAGCGUACGGUAAAACGAAUCGAAGACGGCCAUCGACUCUGCAAUGACAUGAUGAGUUGCAUCCAGGAGCGUGCCAAGAUCGAGAAGGCCUAUGCCCAGCAGCUCACCGACUGGUCCAAGAGGUGGAGGCAGCUGGUGGAGAGAGGGCCGCAGUACGGGACUUUGGAGAGGGCCUGGGUCGCUCUGAUGACAGAAGCAGAAAAGGUGAGCGACUUGCAUCAGGAGGUGAAAAAUAACCUGCUGAACGAGGACUUAGAGAAGGUGAAGAACUGGCAGAAGGAGGCCUACCACAAACAAAUGAUGGGCGGCUUCAAAGAAACCAAAGAGGCAGAAGAGGGUUUCAGGAAAGCCCAGAAACCUUGGGCCAAAAAACUCAAAGAGUUGGAAACCGCAAAGAAAGCGUACCACAUGGCCUGCAAAGAAGAGAAAAUUGCAUCCACGAGGGAGGCCAAUAGCAAAGGAGAGGCGUCAGUCACAUCAGAUCAGCAAAAGAAACUCCAGGAGAAAUUGGACAAAUGCAAAAACGACGUUCAAAAGGCCAAAGAGAAAUACGAGAAGAGCCUUGAUGAGCUCAGCAAGUGCACGCCGCAGUACAUGGAGAACAUGGAGGUGGUGUUCGAGCAGUGCCAGCAGUUCGAGGAGAAGAGGCUGAACUUCCUCCGGGAAGUGCUUCUGGAUAUCAAACGCCAUCUUAACCUCACCGAGAGCCAAAGCUAUGCUGCAGUCUACAGGGAACUAGAGCGAAGCAUCGCCUCAGCCAGCGCUCAAGAAGACCUCAAGUGGUUCAGCAACGUCCACGGGCCAGGCAUGCACAUGAACUGGCCACAGUUUGAGGAGUUCAACCCAGAGCUGAGCCACUCCAUCAAUAAGAAAGAGAAGGUGAAGAGGAACCAUGAUGGAGUCACGCUGACUCAAGUCACGCACGGUGUGGAUCAGGGCACGCCGCAGACGGCAAACCGGGGAAGCGUGAGCAGUUAUGAGAAGAACCAGCAGUAUUCUGCCGAAUGGUCCGAUGACGAGCAGCCGCCUGCAGCUCAGUCGGCCGGCGAAACGAACGGCGGAGGAAACCCGUUCGAAGAGGAGAGUAAAGGGGUGCGAGUGAGAGCGCUGUAUGACUACGAGGGCCAAGAACAAGACGAGCUCACAUUCAAAGCAGGAGAAGAGCUGACCAAACUGGAGGAUGAGGACGAGCAGGGCUGGUGCAAAGGCCGGUUGGACAGCGGUCAGCUAGGCUUGUACCCAGCUAACUACGUCGAGCCCGUUUAGUUGCCUUGUGCGGUGAAGAAGGCCUUAAAGACUUUACCCCCGCACUGCUCGAAUGCGAGAUUUCAAAGAAACUACAAUUUCCUUGCCUGAUUGACUUGCUGAGAAGCUUUACGCAGCGUUCCCUUAAUACCGUAACGAAAAAAACCUACAGUAUCCAAAACACAUAUCUAGCCCAGCGAGAGCAGGGAGAGGUCCUGUGCGUAUGUGUAGCCAUGUUCAGUAUGAGUUAUUGUGCUGCUGACAUGUGUUUGCGUAUGGUCUCCUGUAACAAUAUUAAUGUGAUGACGUCCACGAAGCCUAGCAUAGCGAGAACAAGCUAUGCAAUGUGUAUACUAGACUUUUAUUUUGAAGUGUUCAACCUAGUGGCCCUUUCUCGUGCAGCAACAUGAAACGGUAUUUUCAAUCUACUUCGCUUGCAUAAUUUGACAUAUUUAUGGAUAUUGAAUGAGAAAAAUGCUGAGCGGGACUUGAUUUUAUGCUAAUCGGAUGUGAAAAGGGCGUUGUUUGCUAGAUUGGAUCCACGUGGUUCAGGGGAGGGGCUUGAAACUUAAAGGGCUUGAUCACAUAAUGAGGAGCAUUUUUAUUUUUUUAGCAUAUUUGUCUCGAUGAAUUGUGCACAAGAAGACCAGAAACGUGUGUAAAUAAGGUCAGAUUUGCUUUAAUGCGUCAAUUUUUUUCCAAGUGUACAUAAUGCCUCAAAACACAUUAAAUUCGAAUAUCCUUUUUUUUCUUUUUAAACCUAUUUUAGGAAAUGUAAAAGCCUGCGAACAAAUUGUAAGCUUUCAUUUAAAGUGCUGAACUUUGGAAAAGUGUCUAGAAUUUUUUUUAUAUCCUUAUCCUAAUGGGCCGCUGGUGGAUUUAUUGAUACAAAUUCAUAAAUUUUGAGUCGGGAUGUUAGUUAUGAUUUCACGACCAUUGAACUGUGGUUCAUGAUGGUAUCUGGGCACAUGCUAUUGAGAAGUGUGUUCAAAUGCUUUUUCUUCUGCCUUUUGCCUGUUUAUGAGACUAGGAAUGUCUUUUAACAUGCGAUCUAUAACUGAUUCAGUAGCGCAGCAAUGUUAAUAACAGUCUAUGGUGAUUUCAUUCGUCAUGUUUUUAACACUGUAGCCUUGUUUUCAGCCUGAGAGCUUCGCUCAGUCUCAGCUAUUAUGAAUUGUGGACGGAGGAGGUGAUGUGUAUAUACUGUAUGUUUAGACUGGACUGAUGUGCUUCACUCUUCAUGUCAGUGUAGUAACUGUUCCAUUCAAGUUCACAAUAAAAAAAAACUCAUGAA
Puntigrus tetrazona (Sumatra barb) is the source of this 2895-nucleotide messenger RNA. It is a transcript of the gene pacsin1b, whose product is annotated as protein kinase C and casein kinase substrate in neurons 1b. The record is from RefSeq and is a predicted model, not a curated record. Gene Ontology annotation, cellular component: cytoplasm; endosome; plasma membrane. The transcript has 10 exons. Gene Ontology annotation, molecular function: protein binding; phospholipid binding. Lineage: Eukaryota; Metazoa; Chordata; Actinopteri; Cypriniformes; Cyprinidae. Gene Ontology annotation, biological process: plasma membrane tubulation; positive regulation of dendrite development; regulation of endocytosis. The coding region runs from base 285 to 1622 and encodes 445 amino acids.